Molecule: messenger RNA, 636 nt
Organism: Gymnogyps californianus (California condor)
Lineage: Eukaryota; Metazoa; Chordata; Aves; Accipitriformes; Cathartidae
Gene: SOSTDC1
Product: sclerostin domain containing 1
Exons: 2
Coding region: 16-636 (206 amino acids)
Biological process (GO): negative regulation of BMP signaling pathway; negative regulation of Wnt signaling pathway
Molecular function (GO): BMP binding
Source: RefSeq, a predicted model, not a curated record
GAGACUGAACCAACCAUGCUUCUCCCUGCCAUUCACUUCUAUGGCUUUCUCCUAGCUUGCAUCUUCACGAAAAGCUACUUGGCUUUCAAGAACGAUGCCACAGAGAUACUUUAUUCACACGUUGUUAAACCCGCUGCAGCGAGCCCAAGCAGCAAUAGCACGUUGAAUCAAGCCAGGAAUGGAGGCAGGCACUUCACCAGCACUGGAUCCGACCGUAACAAUCGUGUUCAAGUUGGCUGUCGGGAACUGAGAUCCACCAAGUACAUUUCAGAUGGUCAGUGCACCAGCAUCAAUCCACUCAAGGAGCUGGUGUGUGCUGGUGAAUGUCUCCCUUUGCCACUGCUCCCCAACUGGAUUGGAGGAGGUUACGGAACCAAGUACUGGAGCAGGCGGAGCUCGCAAGAAUGGAGAUGUGUCAAUGACAAAACUCGCACCCAGAGGAUCCAGCUUCAGUGCCAGGAUGGAAGUGUAAGAACCUACAAAAUAACUGUGGUCACGGCCUGCAAGUGCAAGCGAUACACCAGGCAACACAAUGAGUCCAGCCACAACUUUGAGGGAACCUCUCAAGCAAAACCUAUCCAGCAUCACAAAGAGAGGAAAAGAGCCAGUAAAUCCAGCAAACAUAGUACAAGUUAG